Molecule: messenger RNA, 4771 nt
Organism: Bufo gargarizans (Asiatic toad)
Lineage: Eukaryota; Metazoa; Chordata; Amphibia; Anura; Bufonidae
Product: zinc finger protein 252-like
Exons: 17
Coding region: 155-4654 (1499 amino acids)
Biological process (GO): regulation of DNA-templated transcription
Source: RefSeq, a predicted model, not a curated record
CUAGCAGCACUGUCUCCCUUGACCCCGCCUACACAUGUGACUGAUCACAUGAUCAUUACAUCAUCAAAGGUCCUUUCCUCCCUGGGCUCUUGUAUCUAUUGAUCUAAGUUAGUGGUUCAUUAAGCGAGACAUUUUCCUGACUAUCCUUUUAAGAAUGGACAAGGACAGAAAACAUAUGGCUGAGAGAAUAUUAAGCCUGACCCUAGAGAUCAUCUACCUGCUGACUGGAGAGGAUUACAUAGUAGUGCAGAAGAUGACUGAGGAGGGUGACAUAAGGAGCAGGAAUAGGGUCCCUAUAAUGCUGCCUCCACCUCACUCAGGGAUGAAUGAGAGGAACAAUGAGCAGAAGAUCCUAGACCUCACCAACAAGAUCAUUGACCUGCUGACUGGAGAGGUUCCUAUUAGAUAUCAGGAUGUCACCGUCUAUUUCUCCAUGGAGGAGUGGGAGUAUUUAGAAGGACACAAGGAUCAGUAUGAGGACGUUAUGGAGAAUCACCAGACUCUCAUAUCACCAGCUGAAUCCAGUAAAAAAGAAACAUUAGAAAGAUGUCCCAGUCCUCCAUAUUCCAAGGAUUAUCCACAGGAAAAUCUGAAUAUCCCACAGGAUGAGAUUACAAACGUAAGCGAUAUAAAAACUGAAGACAUAUUAAAAGAAGAUGAGACAUAUGCUGCUGUGACCCAGCUAUGUAAGGAGAAAGAAAUUCCUACAGAUAACAGCAUUGAUGACUGUAUCAACACCACUUUGGAAAAUGCGUUAUCUCCUUAUUAUGAAGUAAACUACAACAGUAUCACAGAUGACAAUCAUGGAGAACAUUCUGCAGCACUUCUUACCACAAAUAUACCUUCAGUUCUUCGUAGCAGUGAUCUAUUAAUUGAUUCCACUAAUCACAAGGAACCUUCAUUUGUUCAACUACCGAUUGUUAACCACAGUACUGGAGAUUCAGGGAGUAAAUUAUUUCCCCAUUCUGAAUGUGGGAAACAUUUUGAAAAUAAAUCUAAUCUUUCUGUUCAUGAACGAAUUCACAGAGAUAAGAAUUCAUGUUCAGAAUGUGGGAAGCAUUUUAAAAAUAAAUAUAAUCUUUCUAUGCAUCAAAGAAUUCACAGAGAUGAGAGACCAUUUUCUUGUGCAGAAUGUGGGAAAAGGUUUCGCCAGAAAUCAGUUCUUUUUAAACAUCAAAGAAGGCACCGUGGGGAGGAGCCAUUUUCAUGUCCAGAAUGCGAUAAAGGUUUUCACCAGAAAUCAGAUCUUGUUGUACAUCAAAGAAUUCACACAGGGGAGAAACCUUUUAAAUGUUCUGAAUGUGGGAAAUGUUUUAUGCAAAAAUCAAGUCUUCUUAUGCAUCAGAAAAUUCAUACAGGGGAGAAACCAUUUUCAUGUUCAGAAUGUGGGAAAUGUUUUAGACAGAAAUCAGAUCUCAUUGUACAUCAAAGACGGCACAGAAAGGAGGAGAGAUUUUCAUGCUCAGAAUGUGAGAAAGGUUUUCAACAAAAAUCAGAUCUCAUUGUACACCAAAGAACUCAUACAGGGGAGAAACCAUACUUCUGUUCUGAAUGUGAAAAAUGUUUUACCCAGAUAUCAGCCCUUCUUGCACAUCAGAGAACUCAUACAGGGGAGAAGCCGUAUUUAUGUUCGGAAUGUGGAAAGCGCUUUGCAACAAAAUUGUGUGUUAUAGAACAUCAGAGGACUCACACAGGGGAAAAACCAUAUGCAUGUUCGGAAUGUGUAAAAUGCUUUAGCCACAAGUCAAGUCUUGUUAAACAUCGAGAAAUCCAUACAGGGGAGAAGCCAUUUUCAUGUUCAGAAUGUGAGAAAUGUUUUAUAAAGAAAUCAAGUCUUGUUAGACAUCAGAAGUGUCACACAGGGGAGAAGCCAUUUCCAUGUUCAGAAUGUGGGAAAUGCUUCACACAAAAAUCAAGUCUUAAUGAACAUCAGAGAAUUCACACAGGAGAGAAACCAUAUUCAUGUUCACAAUGUGAGAAAUGUUUUAGUUACAAGUCGGAUCUGGUUAAACACAAGAGAACUCACACAAAGGAGAAGCCAUAUUCAUGUCCAGAAUGUGGGAAAUGUUUUAGCCAAAAGUCUAAUGUUGUUAAACAUCAGCUAAUCCAUACAGGAGAGAAACCAUAUUCAUGUUCAGAAUGUGGGAAUUGUUAUAACCGUAGAUCAAAUCUUGCUCAUCAUAUGAAGAAAUGCCAUUUUACUGUUCAGACUGUAGCUAUGGUUUUACCUCCGAUAUACCCCUCCAACAUUCAGUCCCAAGUAAAACACAUCACUCACCUUUCUUCUGCCCCUCCAACAUUCAGUCCCAAACCUCCCGAGAGGCCGUAUACUCUUGGAUUUACUGCACUGAUAGGUAUUCAAAUGGACAAGGACAGAAAACACAUGGCCGAGAGAAUAUUAAACUUCACCCUAGAGAUCAUCUACCUGCUGACUGGAGAGGAUUAUAUAGUAGUGAAGAAUGUAACUGAAGAGGGUGAAGAAUGGAGCAGGAACCAGGAUCCUAUCAUGAUGUCUCCACCUCAUUCACUGACACAUGAGAGAGACAACUAUCAGAAGAUCCUGGACCUCACCAACAAGAUCACUGAGCUGCUGACUGGAGAGGUUCCUUUAAGGUGUCAGGAUGUGACGGUCUAUUUCUCCAUGGAGGAGUGGGAGUAUUUAGAAGGCCAUAAGGAUCAGUAUGAGGACAUUAUUAUGGACAAAUACCAGACUCUCUCAUCACCAGAUGAAUCCAGUAAGAAAGAAUCGCUGGAAAGAUGUUCCAAGAAUUAUUUAAAGGAAAAUCAUAAUAUCUUGCAGGAUCAUCAGGUGAAUGACCUAAAAUAUGGAGACCUGACAGAAAAAGAAGAGACAUAUGCCAGUGUGUCCCAGCUAUGUAAGGAGGAGGGCAUUCCUACAGAUAUCAGCCCUGGUGUGUUUUGUACAGAUGAAUCCGGUAAGGGAGAAACAUCAAAGGGAUGUCCAACUCCUCGAUAUUCAGAGUAUUAUCCAGAGAAAAAUCAAAAUGCCUCGCUGGAUCAUCAGGUUACAGCAGUGAGUGAUAUAAAAGUUGAAGAUAUAACAGAAGAAGAGACAUCUUCUGGAGUAACCCAGUUUUGUAAGAAAGAGAACAUUCUUAUAAAUGUCAACAGUGAUGACUACUCUAAAGACAUUUUGGGAAAUGUCCUUUUAUCUCCAGAUUACAAAGUAAGAUAUAACGAUAUCACAGAAGAUAAUCAUGGUAAACAUUACGCAACCCUUCUUACCACAAAUAUAUCUUUGGAUCUUCACAGCAGAAAUCUAUCAACUGAUCCCAUUAAUCACAAGGAACCUUCUUCUGGUCAAUCACAGAUUGUUAAACAAAGUACAGGAGAUAAAGGAAGUAAAAUAUUUCCAUGUUCUGAAUGUGGGAAACAGUUUAAAAAGAAAUCUAUUCUCUCUAUGCAUGAAAAAAUUCACAAAGAUGAAAGACCAUUUUCAUGUCCAGAAUGUGGGAAAAAUUUUAAAAGGAAAUCAAGUGUUAUUGAACAUCAGAAAACUCACAAGGAGGAAAGACCAUUUCCAUGUACAGAAUGUGGGAAAGUUUUUAAAAAGAAAUCUAUUCUUUCUAUGCACACGAGAAUUCACAGAGAUGAGAGGCCAUUUUCAUGUUCAGAAUGUGAUAGAAGCUUUCAACACAGAUCAGAUCUUAUUAUACAUCAAAGAUCUCACACAGGGGAGAAGCCAUAUUCAUGUUCUGAAUGUGGAAAAUGUUUCCGCCAGAGAGCGUACCUUGUUACACAUCAGUGGACCCACAGAACUGAGAAGCCACAUUCAUGUUCCGAAUGUGGAAAAUGUUUUAUGCAGAAAUCUAUUCUUCUUCUCCAUCAGAGAAUUCACACAGGAGAGAAGCCAUAUUCAUGUUCAGAAUGUGGGAAAGGUUUUAUGCAGAAAUCAGCCCUUGUUAUGCAUCAGAGAAUUCACACAGGGGAAAAGCCAUUUUCUUGUUUAGAAUGUGAAAAAUGUUUCCGCUAUAAAUCAGAUCUACUUGUACAUGAAAGAAGGCACAGAAAGGAGGAGCCAUUUUCAUGUCCAGAAUGUAACAAGGGAUUUCAACAGAAAUCAGACCUAAUUGUACAUCAAAGAACUCACACAGGUGAGAAACCAUAUUCAUGCUCUGAAUGUGGUAAAUGCUUUGCCCAGAGAUUUUCCCUGUUAGCACAUCAGAGAACGCACACUGGAGAGAAACCAUUUUUAUGUUCUGAAUGUGGGAAAUGUUUUAUGAAGAAAUCUGUCCUUGUUAUACAUCAGAAAAUUCACACAGGGGAAAAGCCAUUUUCAUGUUUAGAAUGUGGGAAAUUUUUUCUUCACAAAUCAUACCUUAUUAUACAUAAAAAAAGGCAUAGGAGGGAGCAGCCAUUUUCAUGUCCAGAAUGUGAUAGAGCUUUUUUACAGAAAUCAGCUCUUGUUCUACAUCAAAGAACUCACACAGGGGAGAAGCCAUAUUCAUGCUCUGAAUGUGGGAAAUGUUUUACCCAAAAAUCAACCCUUGUUAGACAUAACCUAAUCCAUACAGGGGAGAAGCCAUUUUCUUGUUCAGAAUGUGGGAAAUAUUUUAGUCAUAGAUCAGCAGUUGCUCAGCAUAAGAAGCGAAGCCAUUUUCAGACUGUAACAAAUGUUUUACCUCAGACCUAGUGCUGUAUGGAAAUUAGGGCUGCAACGAUUAAUCGAUGUAAUCGAUUAUAUUCGAUAACUGGAUUCGUUGUCGACGAAUCCAGUUAUCGAAUAAUCGCCGAUUCGUUGCUAUGCGGG